AUGGCUCCGCAAGGUAGUUCCGGUGAAAUUUCUCGCAAAAGAUCACCUUCGCCGGAUUUUAGCGAUUGGGAAGGCCGCUACAACCUACGCAGCAAGAAAGCGAAAGUAAAAAAUGAGUGGGGUUUCUUAGCACUGCCACAAGAGGUACGGAACAUGGUCUAUGGCCUAGCUUUCGUACAAAGUCGAAUCACUGUCUACUGGGAUCCCCGAAAUAAACGUUUCCGACACAGUGGCUCUAGCUCUCUCCUACACACCUGCAAGACAACUCUCGCCGAAGCAAGAGCUAUGCUGGACUACUCGGCUUCAUUCGAGAUCGAGGACAUAGAGUACCUCGAAAUGUGGCUGAAAGGAAUCGGAAUGAGAGUUCUCAACCUACGCGUCAUCAAGUUGACACGGUCAUUCCAAGCAGCCUUUGUGCGAAAACGCGGGAUUGGAAACUUUCGAGUGUGGAAACAGAGAGAGUAUAGGGCUACCUCGCGACGGGUUGCUCAACUCCUCAGCGGCUGUCAGCAUCUUGAAAGUCUGGAUCUGGGCUACUUUUACACCACGAAGUACCAGAAGACCACGCUCAUUGAGAUGCAAGAUAACCCUAGGGAUUGGAAAGUUCAGAUACGACUUCUGACCGAGAUGGUGUUUGAGGAUCUGUUGCUCCUCUUGCAGGGGGCCAAGUCUUCCGGAAAGACUCUGGAUCAAGUGGUGAACUUACUCAAGAUUCAUCCCAACAACUUCGAGUCUAUUACAAUGUACUACCAUCUAAAGAAAGGAAAGCCCGAGCGAGAGGCAGCUCGUCACAUGAAGGUACUGGUUGAGAAGUUUAUUGGAAGUUGA
Colletotrichum phormii is the source of this 828-nucleotide messenger RNA. RefSeq lists its product as uncharacterized. Lineage: Eukaryota; Fungi; Ascomycota; Sordariomycetes; Glomerellales; Glomerellaceae. The record is from RefSeq and is a predicted model, not a curated record. Bases 1 to 828 code for a protein of 275 amino acids. The transcript has 3 exons.